AACUUGGCUUCCUGCUCCUUGUUGGUCUCAUCACUGGCCCCAGAGAACCAAGUAACCAGAAUCCCUAUUCGGAGCGACUGGUGGACGAGCUGCUCCUCCUGCUAGAGGGAGUGUGGGCCUUCGACGGACUCAAAAGGGAGGCCUUCAAGUUAAAGGCAAAGGUUCUGUUAUACGUAAUGGACUUUGUCGGGCUGUGCAAGUGCGCAAAGUCAAAGGGACCCGGUGCGAUCACCCCGUGCAGCAAAUGCUGGCUGAAAGGUCGGUAUUGUUUGUCUGCCUAUAGACAUGUAAAGUAACUGUGUGGGUAAAGUCGGAUUUUUUUCUAGAAUUGCGACUCUUUGUACCAUUUUGCAUAAACAGUGUAACAUGUUGCUAAUUGUUCUCAUUCUCUAGGGAAAUACAGUCCUACCCUUUCAAAGACUGUCUACACUGGAGCAAGGCGAUACCUGGCCCAAGACGACCCCAUGAGGCAGGACGCAGUCAACUUUCCUGACAAAGCUGUGGAAGACCGGGGACCACCACGCUUCCGCACUCCAGAGGAAAUGGACAUCAUUUCUGAACUCUGCAACCCAGAGACCACAGUUAUGUCCAAGACCCUUCUAGCAAAGGUGCAGAAGGCUGCGGGAAAAACCGGGAAAGAAGAGUGGCGCCGUCUCCCUACAUACAGUCAUGAAAACUACGUAGUGGACAUGAUGCACACUGGCACGGACAUUAUCCAGAAAGUCCACGGCGUCAUGUGUAGCAAUGACGACACAAAAGCUGUAAGGGAGGAAGAGAGCCGCCUGGGCCGCUUUCCGGAGUGUCGGGAGCCGAACGAGGAGGAUCAGUGGGAGGACGUUGUAGAGCCAAGCCAGGAAGAGAAUGGGGCAUCAUCAAAGAAACAGAGAAAGAGGGGCAAAGCACAACAGAAAACAGGCGACAAACUGAAGCCAGGACCAUGGACGUUAACGAAAGCAGAUCAAAAGAAGGCCGACAUCCGGAGUUCAGCCGUCAAAGUGCCUGUCAACUUUGGCUGGCGCCCGCGGCCAUUCUUCGAGAAGAUCUCGAAUAUGAAAUCGCAUUGUUGGAAGCAGAUCUUUUCACAUGGAAUCAUGAAGUACUGUGCCCGGGGCUUCAUGAACGACAAGCAGCGCGAGACGCUGAACCUGCUGUGUGACGUCCUGUCCGCUCUAUGUGCCCCCUGUGUCAACAGGUCCAGACUACCAGACCUCAUCAGAGACAUACACAGAUGCCUUGCUCGGCUGGAGCGUGAUUUUCCGGUUUCUAUUAUGACCGCCAUUGUACACUGGGUAUCACACAUCACACCUUACAUCUCCGAGUAUGGGCCGUCGAAAACCUACUGGAUGUUCUUGUACGAGCGGAUGAACAGCUUUCUGUCGGCGAGGGUCAAGAACAGGCAACACCCAGAGGCUACUGUAGUGGAGUCUUACAGGAUUUACGACUUCGUCCAGUACAUGGCGCUAGCCGGCUUCCUGCCAGAAGGGGCCGUGCCAACGACCACCGCCCAGCAAAUGGCGUUGGUUGAAGCCGAAGAGGACGAGGACCCAGGGCCGAGAGAGGGUAAGACAGAGGUAUCCGGGGCAGGACAACACAUCCAACUCACCAAAGAACAAACAAUACAGCUAGAAGACUUCCACAUCAAGCACACUGCUAAAUACCAGAACAUCCGCAAACAGCUUAGAGCCAAGUACCUCCACAGUCCAUCCAAGUCAUCCAUCCCUUUCACCAAGUGGUCCUCCUCAUCUCCCAAGCUCAGCACUGAAGAGCGUGAAGCAAUGGCAGGGCCCUCUACACACGGGAUAAAGUACCUGCGCGCAGUGAGAGACCCUGGUAUCGAAUACCGCUGCAAAGAUGCCGAGACAAGGACGGGUUCUAUUGUGUCUUCGUACGUGGCGGUGGAGGGUCAGCAGAUGCGCUCCCAGGUUGAUGUUGGCAGGGUGAAUUUCUUCUUCAAACAUCCUUUUUGGGAGAGGAAGUUUCCUUGCCAACGUCACCUGGUUCCCGACUGCUACCCGAGACCCGGCGUCGGGACUGCUACAAUCGGAUACGACCAGACAACGAGCAGCUGCGACGGCCACGUCCUUCUGCAGAUUGUCGUAUCUAUCUCACCCACUGGUGACGGCACGGGAUCCAGAUGAUCCUAAUACAUUAUGGAUCUUAAACUUCGACAAUCCUUAUACUUGUUCCCCCCCAAAUUAGACCUCCACCAGCAAUUUUAGUUUGCCAGGUGCAUGCUCUGCAGUAAUAUAUAAUGGUGGGUUACCCUAAAAUAUAUACUUUUCUCAGUUUUGGUACUGUGGAACUGAGUUUUGAAUGGUAUAUACAGGCACCAGGCAUGCAGAUUAUAAUCUUGUAAUGUGAAAUGUAAUCUAGAUUCAUACUAUUGGCUAGUAUUGAUGCGAUUUUUCUGGAAAUUGCCCCUAGCUUCAAUCACAGUUCACAUUGCAGCCUGUAGUCAAGGGAAGUCAGAAUUUAUAAGUGUUUGUUAACGUGGCAUUUCCUGAUUUGUGUAAGUUGUUUAUGUUUGUUCGUGUACAUUAGUUAUGUAAUCAGUAUGUAAUUGUUUUCAGACUUCAAUUUUGGAAUGUUGUCUGUUACUUUUCGUGACGUAUAUCCUGAUUGGAUAGUCUGAUACAUUGAUGGUUUAGAUUCAUGCUGGAAA
Messenger RNA from Branchiostoma belcheri (Belcher's lancelet), 2662 nucleotides. RefSeq lists its product as uncharacterized. Lineage: Eukaryota; Metazoa; Chordata; Leptocardii; Amphioxiformes; Branchiostomatidae. The record is from RefSeq and is a predicted model, not a curated record. Bases 465 to 2138 code for a protein of 557 amino acids. The transcript is spliced from 7 exons.